This is a messenger RNA of Leptinotarsa decemlineata (Colorado potato beetle), 4582 nucleotides long. RefSeq names its product Helicase with zinc finger (gene Helz). NCBI's taxonomy places the organism in Eukaryota, Metazoa, Arthropoda, Insecta, Coleoptera, Chrysomelidae. Gene Ontology annotation, biological process: regulatory ncRNA-mediated post-transcriptional gene silencing. Gene Ontology annotation, molecular function: protein binding; metal ion binding; helicase activity. The record is from RefSeq and is a predicted model, not a curated record. Gene Ontology annotation, cellular component: cytosol; P granule.
CUGUUUUUGUUGUCAGAUUGACGUUUCAUAUGUCAUGUUUCGUAAACUACAUCAGUUUUUUUUACUGAAAUUAUCAGUGUAGAAGUCAUGUAAAUAGUAAUAGAAAAACCCUUAAAACACUUCAAUAAUAUACCUGCACAUGACCCCUGUUAUAAUGGAAUUGCAAGCACAAGAAUAUUUGAAACAAAAAAACUGGAUUCAAGCCAUAGAUUUAUAUAACAAACUUCUCAGCAACAAACAGAAUACCAUUGAACUAAUCGUUUCCUAUUUAACUGACAGAGCUGAAUGUUUCUUGGAGUUGAAUAACCACCAUGGAGUUAUAGUUGAUUCAAAAAACAUUAUAAAGUUGUCUCAAGAUCACACUAGCUACAAUGUUUGCUUGGCAAGAAAACGGCUGAUACAUUCUCUUUAUAUGUUGAAAAUGUUUGCAGAAGCAGAUAUGGCUGCUAGAGAUUGGUUAAUUCUCAUACAAGAAUCUGACAUGAACACAGAAAUAAAACCGGUCUUAGAGAGUCUUCUAGGAAAUUUUAUAAAUUGUAUGAAUCCUAAGCAGAAAACAAUAAAUCUAUUGAAAAUUUUGGAUGCAAAUUUCACAAAUGCGUUCAACAUCAAUUCAAAGAUUGAUAGACCACCUUCUUUGGUAUCCUGCAUUUACUGCAAUGUAUCCUUUGUGGACAAAAUGGAACUUCGUACACAUUGUCAAACUGAAACUCAUGAAAUGAUGAUAAUGUCUGAUGACGGUCAUGACUGGUAUUGUCGACCACCCCCUAGGGGAUUCAAACCUGAUAAUUACAUUAUUUGUGAGAACUUUAGAGAAACAGGAUGUUGUCGCUUUGGAGUACAAUGUGUCCAAGCACACGGAGAAGAGGAACUGAUGGAAUGGAAAGAAAGAUUCCAUUACAGAGAAAUGAGGUUGCAGAGGGCCAGAGAGAAGGAGUUAUUCGGAAAAUCUUACACAGAAGAAAUCUUGGAAAAGUGGGUUCAGUCUCCAAAUCCAAAUACUCUUAUGCGAGAUAAGAUUGAAGAUGUUGAUGAUCAUUGUUCAUGCCCUCUAUCUGCAACAGUUUCCUCAAAAAAUAGUAUACAUGAAUGGAUUUUCUACUUGAAAACCAGGAGACCUCUCAAAGCAGUAGCUCUCUUACAAGACACACACCGAAACCACUUUUUCAUAUCAAGUAUACUAAUAAAAAAUUGUAAAAUAGAUCUAAAAAAUAAUCAAGAAUGGAUAUCACCUUUAUUACAUCAGGAAUCCAUGUUGCCUGUAGAAUAUAGAAUCAAAGUAGUUUUCACUACAGGAAUUUUUGGUACCUUUAGACAAUCCGUUGUAUUUGAUUUUUCAUCGGAACCUGUGCUAGUGAAACAUUUAUGUGUUGAUGUAGUUCCAGACCCAGAUUUAGAAAAAAUCAAUGAGAUUCGCAAAGAAAUCACUGUUUCAAUAGCUGAACGUUGGACCGUAGAUAACUCUGACAUUGUUCAGUUUGUCUCAUCUAUAGUGAACACUGGUGCUAAUGAAGAGUGGGAAAAACGUCUGCGAUCAAUGUACCCUUGUCCACAAGCUGACACAUUUUUCCUGUCUCACGCAACAGUGGCAGAAAAAAAAUUCACCAAAAACAAUUAUAGAGAAAGAAUGCACGAACUGCUUUUCAUAGAAGAAAUGGCCAGAUAUGAGCUCAUUGCUCAAUACAACCUGACAACGAAAUUACAAAUAACCUAUAGCUAUAUUUUAUCACCAAAUAGUAUGGCGGCAAGCACAGCAAAGUUUUCUAAUGAUGGAGAACUAUAUGCCUCUGUCAGUCUAGGAAAAGAACUGUCAGAAGAUACAUCAGAAGGGAGGCUCAUUCUGAUGCAUUGCAAUACUGUUUAUUUAUGCCUCUCUGUUUAUGAUCCACAUCAUAGAAAAAAAGUGUAUGAAGCCCUUAUUGAAGAUAAGGGCAAGAAUAAUAUUUAUGUGAGAUUAUCAGCCCAGACUGUAACAGAAAUGAGGUUGACACCUGAAUCUGAUGUAGAAGUUGAAAUCCAGUUCCAACUCAACAGGAUACCAUAUUGCGAAUGGCAUUACACAAUUGACAAAAUGGCUAGUUACAAGAUGAUAUUUCCUGAAACAUAUAUUGAACCAAGCAUACCUUGGUCACCCUCAAGGCAGUGGUCUCGAACACUUGACAGUCGCUUAAAUACUAAGCAAAAAGAGGCUGUAAAUGCUAUUACAACUCCCUUAUGUGUUCCUCUACCUCCUAUAUUAGUUAUAGGUCCUUUUGGUACAGGAAAGACUUUCACUCUAGCUCAAGCUAUAAGGGAAUUGAUAAAAGAACCAAAUAACAGAAUUCUUUUGUGUACGCAUUCCAACAGUGCUGCAGAUUUAUACAUAAAAGAUUAUUUGGAUCAGUGGGUGGAGGCCGGAGAAGAAAAUGCUAGACCAUUGAGAAUUUAUUAUAAGAAACGUUGGGUAACAACUGUAAGUCCCAUAGUGCAAAAGUACUGCUUAAUCCGAAACAAUGGCAAUGUCAGAACCUUCGAAAUUCCAACCAUAGAGGACAUCAUGAAACAUAAAAUUAUUGUGGUAACCCUAUCUACAUCCGUUUACUUAUCUGCAAUGGGUUUACCUCAAGGAUACUUCACACAUAUUCUACUUGAUGAGGCUGCACAAGCAAUAGAAUGUGAAACAGUUACACCUUUGGCUGUGGCUCACGAAAAUACUAGAGUAGUUCUAGCUGGAGACCACAUGCAGUUGGGCCCAGAUAUAUUUUCUUCUUUUGCCAAAGAAAGGAACCUCCACAUUUCUCUUUUGGAAAGAUUGUAUGAUCACUACCCUUCUCAAUUUCCUUGCAAAAUAUUGCUUUGUGAAAAUUAUCGAGCUCAUGAGAGUAUAAUACAAUUUACUUCCGAGUCUUUUUAUGAUCAGAAACUCAUAUCCAGCAGCAAACAACCCAAACAUUAUAAAUUCUACCCUCUAACAUUCUUCACAACAAGGGGUGAAGAUGUUCAGGACAAAAACUCCACUGCUUUCUAUAACAAUUCAGAAGUUUAUGAGGUAGUGGAGAGGGUAGCAGAACUGAAACGUAACUGGCCAAGUGAAUGGGGAGCUUACAAUGAUCAAUCUAUAGGAGUUGUAACACCGUAUUCGGAUCAAGUUUUCCGAAUACGGUCAGAACUUCGAAAGAGGAGGAUAGAUAAUGUAUGUGUGGAAAGGGUAUUGAACGUUCAAGGCAAACAGUUCCGGGCUAUAAUACUGUCCACCGUGAGGACCAGGAAGACGUGCAGUAAUGAUUCAGGGGGAGCGGAGGUGGAUUAUGGGUUUUUGUCAAAUUCUAAAUUGUUGAAUACAGCAAUCACUAGAGCCCAAAGUUUGGUAGCGGUUGUGGGAGAUCCUAUAGCUCUUUGUUCCCUGGGUAGAUGCAGUAAAGUCUGGGAGAGGUUCAUACAAAUUUGUAAAGAUAACAACAGCUUAUAUGGAAUCACUUGGACACAACUAAAGUUACAACUAGAUGGUAUUGAACUGAAAAAAAUAUACACUCUCAAUCCAUUGGCGCCUGAGUUCAUUCCAAGAAAGUACAAAGAAAUGGGAAUUGUCUCCCACCACAUCGGACUAGAAAACAACAUUCCCAAGGAAAUCGUGCCACCCAAUUCGAACAUGGUGUCUCAGAUAGGACCGCCUGUCGUCCCUCAAUUUCCAAUGCAAGAUAUUCGGUUUUAUCCACCAGUCGUCUUCGCCCAGCAACCUCGACCAUUUUUAUUCAAUCUCAUGCCUCCUCCAAUUUCUAAUGGUUUCAAUCGAGCCGUACCCAUAGUAAACCCAAAUAUGGUGGUUCCACCUCGGCCUCCUGUUUCUUCAAUACAGCAACCGCUACACUUACCUAGGUCAGUUCCUGUGCAACCUGUUCCAAAUAUGGUGGUGCAAUCAGAGAACAAGCAUACCACCACGCAGUCGAAUAAUAAGUUGAUUCAAUUUAUGAAUAACGUUCACUUCCCCGAAGCAAAUGUUCUGAAUGACUGUAUCAAUUUGUUGCCUCAGAGCAUGUCACUAGCAGAUAUGCUACUGCAGCCACCAAACAUGCAAGAAAAGUGGUACAAUUUUCUGAAGGAAACUACAGGAGUUGAAGCUGCCGAAAAGUUCAAGUACCUCCUGCACACCACAAAUCAAAAAGGAUCAAAAGUAAUGGAUAAGAACAUUUUUGAACGUUCAACUCCCUCAUCCUGUGAAUCUCCUACUUUCUGUUGGUAUGACAGUCCUACCAACCAGAUAAACUUCAACAAGCCCGUGUACAUGACAGAAAACUUGCCAGCAGACAAUGGCAGUAUCCAACAAAAUGGUUUCGAAAAAGAAACCAUAGUAGAAAUGAAUGGUGACGAAAGUUAUAUGACUGAAGUAGACUUGCAAAGGCAUAUAAAUGAGGAGUUUGCUAACCUGAAUAUUAACAACAGUGAUGUUAAUGAAGUAUUCAACGCAUUCACAGUAAAAAGUGAACAUGGGUUUCACUUGAAUGGUGGCAAUGAUAUGGCUGGCCCAAAGUUUUACAAAUAUUUUCAGUAGAUCUUCUAUUUAUGAUUAAUGUGUAAAUUGUACAUAAACUUGUAUAUUAUGUGU